Messenger RNA from Brenthis ino (lesser marbled fritillary), 1188 nucleotides. The record is from the annotation of a GenBank genome assembly. NCBI's taxonomy places the organism in Eukaryota, Metazoa, Arthropoda, Insecta, Lepidoptera, Nymphalidae.
AUGUCAUUUGUUAUAAAAUUAACUAUAAAACAAGCAUUGCCUGUUGCCAAACGUUCUUGUCCGAUUAUCCAAAAUAUCUACAAGUAUACUACUAAAGCAACAACAUCAAAUGAAAACGUUUAUGAUAGCUUUACUGAUUGGGAGACUUUGAAUAAAAAGAAGAAAAUCAACAAAGCCAUGAAAGCAUAUCUAGAUAGAGCUAAAGAACACGAUGAAUUCAUGAAAAGGCAGCAUUUUGAAUAUAAUAUUGGUAAAAGGCAUCUCGCUAAUAUUAUGGGAGAAGAUCCAGAAACAUUUAGUCAAAAAGAUGUUGAUCGCGCUAUCGAAUAUCUUUUUCCCAGUGGUAUAUACGAUCCCGCAGCUCGCCCUUUAAUGAAACCACCAAGCGAAGUUUUCCCUGCACGCAAAGCCGCAGAGUUCGACGAGGCAGGCAGACCACAUCACUUUUUGUUCUAUACAGGAAAGCCUAAUUUUUUUAAACUUUUGUAUGACGCAGCUGAAAAUAUUCAGGCUUUGCAAAGUUAUGAAGAUAAAGUUAAUAGAAAGAAAGAAAUUCCAAAUCCUAAUGAAAAAAUUGAACUGGGUUCUACUGUUUGGUAUACAAAAGACGAGCUAGAACAAAUGUUAGUGGAAAGGAUAAAUGAGUUGGAAUAUGAAAAUUUCAAAUUAGUUAUGGAAAGACUUGUUACUUUGCCAUACUCUUACAGAUUUAAAGAAUUUAUUGAAAAGUAUAGAAAACCAUUAGCUGCUCAAAGAUUUGCAUUAGAAAUCCCAAAACCCAGUUAUGAUGAAAAUGGUCGUGCUUUUAUUACAACAUAUGAAUGCUUGAGGAAAAAAGCGAGGGGAGAUGUCACAAUCUUGUCACCUGGUACUGGAAAGAUUACUAUAAAUGGAAAAGAUAUAACUUAUUUUGAAGAUGUGCAGUCACGUGAACAAGUUAUUUUCCCAUUAAUAUUUACUGGAAUGCAAGAUAAAGUAGAUGUAGUAUGCAAUAUUGAAGGUGGAGGUCCAUCAGGGCAAUCUGGAGCUAUAAGAUGGGGAAUAGCUUGGGGUCUCCGUAGCUUUGUUGAUAAGGCUAUGCUUGAAUCCAUGCAAGUUGCAGGUUUACUUACAAGGGAUCAUAGGAGACGUGAACGUAAGAAGCCUGGUCAACCUGGCGCACGAAAGAAGCCUUCUUGGAACAGAAGA